AUGCCUGCCAAAGCCGCCCUCCCAGUCCCCGGCAUCGCCGCCACCGAGGCCGAGAUCAAGCUCGCCUUCGCCGUCCUCAAGUUCAUGCGCCGCCCCAACACCACCGCCGUCUACGACGGGAUCGCCGUCGAGGCCGGCUCCGCCAGCGGCGACAGCGUGCGUCACGGCGUCCGCAAGGCCGCCGACAAGCACGGCUGGUUCUCCCAGGCCCCCGCCGAGGAUCCGGCCUCCGGCCCCGCCACUCCGCGCCCCAAGAAAGCCGCCACUCCCCGCAAGAAGAAGAUCGCCGAGGUCGACGAGGAGGAUGAAGCUGGAACCGCCGCCGCCGGACAGCGAGAUGAGGAGGGCACUCCGAAGACGAAGCGCGCCCGCAAGGCAAAGAGCAAGGACAAGGCCGUCGCCGCCGCCGUCGUCACGGAGGAGGAGACCUCUGGGGGCGAGAAAGAGAACAAGGACGGUGCCGCUGCUGCUCCUACUCCUGUGUCUGAGGAGGAGUGA
Messenger RNA from Colletotrichum navitas, 498 nucleotides. RefSeq lists its product as uncharacterized. Bases 1 to 498 code for a protein of 165 amino acids. The transcript has a single exon. NCBI's taxonomy places the organism in Eukaryota, Fungi, Ascomycota, Sordariomycetes, Glomerellales, Glomerellaceae. The record is from RefSeq and is a predicted model, not a curated record.